AUGAGCAAGCAUUUCUCCCUGAAAGAUGCAAAAUUGCCAUGGAACCGCGAUUGGGACGGUCUUCAGGUGGUCCAUGACCAAAACGCCGAUGGUCUCCAAGCAGUCCAUGAUCAAAGGUCGGAUGGGCUUCAGGCAAUGUAUCCUCGCGGCUCUCCCGGUUAUAUUCCGCCCUCACAAGUCGGCAAUGAUGAAAAAGAAGGGACGAGAAGAAUAUGCGGCUUGCGGGCGACAACUUUUUGGCUUGUAUGUAUUAUUGUGAUACUCAUCGUCGGCGGCGCAGUGGGUGGUGGUGUAGGGGGUGUGUUAGCAAGCAAGAAAUCAAACUCCUCAACAACAAGCCAAACGCCAUCCAAUACAACCACACCAACUCCGGCGAGUACUGCCAUCUCAGCGACGUCAAGUACGGCAAGCAAUACGACAAGCUCGACACCAUCAAGCACAGCCAUCCCCAUAUCAACCGAUAUAUGCCCCAGCGCCAACGGCACAACGCACACGGAGAGUCUUGGACCCCUCCAGUACCGCAUUAUUUGCGACUCUGAUUUCAGUGGCAGCGGAAAGGAGACAUUAUCGUCGAUUGUGCUGGCAACAUUCGAUCAGUGUCUGAGUAUGUGCAAUACAAUGAACUAUUUUCAGAGCCGGACAGACGUUGGAUGCACUUACAACGUUCAAGGGACGGGCUCGCAGACGCCUGGUACUUGCUGGUGUUUGGGAGGGAAGAGCAAGACUAUUGUCUCGAAUGUAGGGAAUGUCAUUGCGGUUCCUAUUUGA
Talaromyces marneffei is the source of this 768-nucleotide messenger RNA. RefSeq lists its product as uncharacterized. The transcript is spliced from 2 exons. NCBI's taxonomy places the organism in Eukaryota, Fungi, Ascomycota, Eurotiomycetes, Eurotiales, Trichocomaceae. The coding region runs from base 1 to 768 and encodes 255 amino acids. The record is from RefSeq and is a predicted model, not a curated record.